Rhipicephalus microplus (southern cattle tick) is the source of this 735-nucleotide messenger RNA. RefSeq names its product tigger transposable element-derived protein 6-like. The record is from RefSeq and is a predicted model, not a curated record. NCBI's taxonomy places the organism in Eukaryota, Metazoa, Arthropoda, Arachnida, Ixodida, Ixodidae.
AUGGCGUCGGCGGCGUCUUCAAGCGGUGUGAAAAAACGCCGUGCCUUAUCGCUGGAGAUUAAGGAAUGCGUCAUAAGGGACAUUGAGAGUGGCCUGAAGAAGGCGUCGGUGGCGGCGAAACACGGCGUUUCCGACACGACCGUGUCGACCAUCGACAAAAACAAGGACAAACUGCGGCAGCAACUGCAGCAAGAUUCGUCUUCCCUGUCACGGAAGAGAAUACGUGCGUCAAAAUACGAAUACAUGGACGCAGCGCUGUUCAGGUGGUUCCGCGAAGUUAGGCCUCAGAGCAUCCCAGUAAGUGGCCCCAUGCUCCAACAAAAGGCCAAGUGUCUCGGAGCUCUUUUAGGCCACGACGACUUCAAUCCACUCAACGGGUGGAUUCAGCGUUUCAAAGAUCGCCAUGGCAUCAGCUUCAAAGUGGUGUGCGGAGAAAGCGGCACUGUCGACGACGAGUCUAUCGAAGUCUGGCUUCAGUUGAACUUGGAGAGUAUGCUGUCAAUCUAUACUGACAGAGACAUUUAUAAUGCCGAUGAAGCUGGUUUAUUUUAUAACCUUUUGCCCAACCGCAAGCUUGCGUUGAAAGGCGGAGCCUGCUCCGGCCGCAAGGUCUCAAAGGAGCGCAUAACUGUAUUGUUUUGCGCCAAUUUGGACGGGAGCGACAAGCGUCGCCUCUUUGUCAUAGGUAAAUCGGCAAGGCCACGUUCUUUAAAAAGCGAGAGUGCCUGCCAGUGA